UUGUCUAGCGUUGUGGCCUAGUAUAAUUCAGGCCGCUACGCUGGACUAAUAGCGGACCUCGUGAGUGCGUUGGGACUUUCCCCGAAACCAAGCUGGGCCCAGCAGUGUGCCGCAAAACCCCCUGCGAUCACUGUCCCGUGUCGUACGCCUAGAAUACGGGCGGUCUCUGCUCACACCGGCCGUUCCAGUUUGUCGCGGCGUCGCCGGGCGCCCACAAACACUGCCCGAACCGCAGCGGUCGAAGUCGUGGGGCUGAGCAGAGGUACACCACCCUCUGAAAAGAGUCGCCCGACACGGCUGCGCGGUCUCUCCCGACCCUGGAUGGCACUUUGUAUUUGACGUCGAGCGCCGCACUGCGUUCCUACACGUGCGACCACUGCAAUAGUCUGCCAGCGACAAUGACAUCCUGCGUGGUGCAAGUUCAGGAGCUCUCACGCCGCCUGCUGAAGCGCAUGCGGCCGUCGCUGCCGGCCAGCUCUAGCGCCAGUGUGGAGGAUCUCGGUGUAAACCGCGACUCGGCCACGAGCGAGGCGCUUCUCAAGGUCUGCAAGCGCCAGAUCGAGUCAUCACCUCGUUCGUCAGCGCCCGCGAUGAUGGCCGUCGAGCCACUACAGGAAGAAAUCGUGGCGGCCACGCCCGUCAGCGAUGUCGCCGCCGGACAGUGGCCCAGCGUCACCGGCUGCGAGGGCGUGCGCAAAGCGCUCACGUUCCUACAGACCUCUCGCCAACACGCGCUCAUGCUUAUGCUGCAGAACCACUGGGAGCGUGCCGUGGGCGUGCUGGAAAAGAUCGAAAAGGCCACUGAAAGCGUCAGCGAGCAGCGCCGACAGGUCGUCAUCCAGCAGGCCAACGCCGGCCGCAACGUGCUCGUGGAGAAGAUUCAGGAGCUCGAGCUCACGGCCCCACGUCGCACCGUGCGCUUCAGCGACAACGUCGCCGUCGCCUUCGCCGAGGAAAUGGACCGCAAGUGCGACGAGGUGUCGGAACCUGUACGCGAAGAGAUGCUCGUGCUGCGCGCCUCCCGCAAGAUCCCGCACGAGAACCUCUCGGAGUUCUGGAACGAGUAAGUCCACGGCCGCAUGCAGGUGGAAGCACACAGGCGGAAGCACCGAGUGCCCUACAGACUCUUAUUUAGCAGAGCGGGCUGAUUGCUAGGCCCCCCGACAGGCAUACUAGACUCCUAACUUAUUCGGCAAAACACUAUUUAACGCAAUAACAUGCCAUCUUUAGAAACACUGCA
Molecule: messenger RNA, 1240 nt
Organism: Phytophthora nicotianae INRA-310
Lineage: Eukaryota; Oomycota; Peronosporomycetes; Peronosporales; Peronosporaceae
Exons: 1
Coding region: 399-1067 (222 amino acids)
Source: RefSeq, a predicted model, not a curated record